This is a messenger RNA of Exophiala aquamarina CBS 119918, 459 nucleotides long. RefSeq lists its product as uncharacterized. Bases 1 to 459 code for a protein of 152 amino acids. The transcript is spliced from 2 exons. Gene Ontology annotation, molecular function: transmembrane transporter activity. Gene Ontology annotation, biological process: transmembrane transport. The record is from RefSeq and is a predicted model, not a curated record. Lineage: Eukaryota; Fungi; Ascomycota; Eurotiomycetes; Chaetothyriales; Herpotrichiellaceae.
AUGAUUGUUAGUGAGAUCUUCUUCGGCAUCGCAUCUGGUAUUCAGGAAACCUAUUAUGCAUGCCUUAUGGAGCCGGCACCCUAUGAGAGAAGGACUUUCUUUAUUGGCUGGAGAGCCUGUUACUGGUACAUGUGCGCAGUUGCUGCUGUUUCCUUCUUGCUCUUGUUCUUUUUCUACCAGCCGCCGAAUUUCGAGAAUAAAUAUCACGGCACAAAACGCCGACUCGAGCUGGCCGAAGAGAUCGAUUGCAUUGGGUUGCUUCUCUUUACCUCUGCCGGGGUUCUGCUACUUGUUGGACUAAACUUCGGCGGUCGCCGUUAUCCCUGGAAGUCAACAGAGACGUUGGUUCCGCUUAUUCUAGGUGCCUUCCUCUGGGCGGCAUUUGCAGUGUGGGAAUACUUGACAAAGUCGAAGCUCCCUCUGAUGCCUCGUCGAUUGUGUCGGAACAUCCGUUCGUGA